Messenger RNA from Sturnus vulgaris (Common starling), 2352 nucleotides. NCBI's taxonomy places the organism in Eukaryota, Metazoa, Chordata, Aves, Passeriformes, Sturnidae. The record is from RefSeq and is a predicted model, not a curated record.
CUGCAGGAAUGGCCCCGGGGCUCAGUGCUUCUCCACCCGUUGUGCUUCUGUUCCUGUCCGUGCUGGGUCUGGCUGCUGCUGGGAAGCUCUUGGUGAUGCACGUGGAUGGGAGCCCCUGGCUCAGUGUGCAGGAAGUGUUGAACAGCCUGAGGCAGAAGGGACAUGAGGUGGUUGUGGUGGCACCUGAAGUCUCUUUGCACAUCAAACCAUCAAAGAACUUUGUGAUGAAAAUGUACUCGGUCCCCUACACAAAGGAAGAGAUGGAGAAAGAUUUCAAGGCAUUCUCACAGGUUCCAUUUGAAGAGGGAUCUUUUCUGGAAAGAUUUGUUAAAGCGUACCAAGGUAUAAAAAGAAUCACUAAUUUUGGGGUAUCCAGCUGUGAACAGCUCUUGCAAAACAAAGAGCUCAUCAGGUACCUUGAGGAGAGCAGGUUUGAUGCUGUCCUCACAGACCCUGUCCUACUCUGUGGGGCAAUCCUGGCGAAGCACCUUUCAAUUCCUUCUGUGUAUUUCUUACGAGGAAUCCCAUGUGGUUUAGAUUUUGAAGCCACUCAGUGUCCCAGGCCCCCUUCCUAUGUCCCCAGGGGAUUUACACAACUUACAGACCACAUGACCUUUCUGCAGCGGGUGAAGAAUCUACUUCAUGACAUCCCAGAUAUUUUCCUCUGUGAUUUUGUCUUUGAACCCUACUCAAAACUGGCUUCUGAGUUCCUCCAACAGGAUGUGACUGUGCAGGAUCUCUUACGCCAGGCUUCAGUUUGGCUCCUGAGGUCAGAAUUUGUUUUAGAGUAUCCAAGGCCUUUGAUGCCCAACAUCAUUCCAAUUGGAGGAGUAAACUGUGCUCACAAGGAGCUGCCUCAGGUGGGUCUGGUUUUAAUUCAUGCCUUGAUUGUUUUCUGUGAUCAGAAGGGUGGAAUUUUUUCAUGCAAUAAGCACUGAGUUUCCAUUUCUGGUGAGUGAGCUGAAUCCUCAUAAAAGGAACUGUUUUUCUCUCCUUCUUCCUGACUUCCUACUUCCUGUGUAGGCAGCUGUUCCUUCUGGCUUUUAAAGGGUGCUCAGUUGAAGGGAAUCACUGGGGUUUUCUGGUGAAAGUGUGUGAUGGGACACUGAUGCCACCAGCAAGGUGCCCAGCUCCUGCCUGGAGCAGGUCUGAUUUGACACAUCCAGCAUGGCUUGACUGACACUGGGUGUUUGGGUUUGAGUGCAGACUUGGUGAUGAUGCCAAACUUUGGGUUCCCUGGCCUGCUAACAAGAGCCCUGUGCAGUGUUCCUCCUGGAGAGCCUUCUCUGCUGCUCCAGAGGAGAGCCUGGAGAGUUGGGUGAGUUCUUUUGGUGCCCUGGCUUUCUCUUCAGUCUUGUUCCUUGGGAUUGGUGAGAUGCGAGCUGGAAUCAUGAAGCCAAAUAUGUGGCAAUUCCACCCAUCCCCAAGUGUGGAGAAGGCAAGGACACCUUACAGACAUCCCCGUGCACACUGGGAUUGGCCACGUGAGCAUUCACACAAUUCCACCACUGCUGGACACCAUGGGUGCUUUGUCAGUGAGAAAAACAAAGCCAGAAUUAGUCCCUGAAUUGUUCUGCAGAAAGUCUCCGUCAAAGAAUGUUGUUGGAAUUUGGCACUGGCUAGAAGCUAGGCGCUCACAAAAAAAAAACAUUUACCCAUUCUCUUCUGCUAUAGUUGAGCAGAGGAAGGGGAAAGACAAGACAUAAGGGGCUCAUGACUUGAGGUAAGGAUUGGAAAGAAACACUUUAAGGGCAAAACAGGCUCAAAACUUAAAAGGUAUGAAGAAAAGUUUAUUAACAGAAUUAAAGAGGAUAAUGAGAACUAAAAUAAACAUUUACAAUACCUUCCCCUGCACCACUCGCCAUUCUUUCCUUCCCACCAACAGCGCAGAGAGACAAAACAUGGGGUUUUUAGUCAGUUUGUUGCUUCUAAAAAUCUUUCUGCAGUUUGUUUAGGAAGGGGAGUCUCUUCUGCUAUGCAAUGGGGCCUUUUUCAUGGGGCAGUGAUCUGUGAACUCUGUGAACUUUUCCAAUGUAGUUCUAAUUUUCACAAGUAGCAGUCAUGCCCAACCUCCUACCACGUGAGUCCCUCCCAAAUCAGUCUUCCUACAACUGUUUGUGUGGGUCAUUUCAGUUCAUGGGGUGUACUUCUUUAAGAAUGAGGAAUUCUGGUUUGGAAGCAAGGAAAUACCCUUGCUUGGCCAGAGGCAGUCCAAGAAGGGGCCCAGCAGCACCCUCACCACACCUCAUAGGAGAGGACUGCAUGUGUUUUCUCGUUCUUAAAUAUUUCAUCAUAGAGGCGUCAUUAACUUCUCAAAUUUGGACAGCUGUCCUUACAGACUCUUUCCUACCC